This is a messenger RNA of Haliotis rubra (blacklip abalone), 1736 nucleotides long. Its product is annotated as arrestin domain-containing protein 3-like. The record is from RefSeq and is a predicted model, not a curated record. Gene Ontology annotation, biological process: protein transport. NCBI's taxonomy places the organism in Eukaryota, Metazoa, Mollusca, Gastropoda, Lepetellida, Haliotidae. Gene Ontology annotation, cellular component: cytoplasm. The transcript is spliced from 6 exons. The coding region runs from base 65 to 1165 and encodes 366 amino acids.
GUUGUUUAGAUUGACAACAGUUGUCAGUUUACGACUACCGGUAUUCUCAUGGGUUGCGACAGUCAUGGGGAAGCUGAGCUUAUUUGAAGUUUCUUACAGCAAGGAGCGGCCGGUAUACUACCCAGGUGAGCCUGUAGAGGGACAGGUCACGGUGGAAUUAAACGACACAAUGAAAAUGAGAGGAAUGCACCUCCGGUUUAAGGGAAUGGCACGUGUCCACUGGACAGAGGAACGGUCAUCUGGCUCCAGGACGAUACGUACUGACCACUUUUCGGCAGAGGAAGAAUACUUCUACAUCAGUUUCCUGUUGGCGGGAAGAUGGAAAGAUGAGCCAGGGCACGACAUCAAUCUACCUGCUGGACGACACACUUACCCGUUUUCAUACAAACUUCCAUCUAGACUCCCGUCUUCAUUUGCAGGAGCAUAUGGAUUUGUAGGAUAUGAUGCUAAAUGCACCAUUGAUAAACCAUGGAAAUUUAACCACGAAGCCGAGACGUCAUUUAUAGUCCGUAAUCGCCUGGAUCUAAAUCGCGAACCCAGAGCUAAGAAACCUAACCGAAGAAGCAAGUCAAAGACAUUAUGCUGCCUGUGCUGCACAUCAGGACCAAUCUCGGCCACGUUUUCCAUCGACAGACAAGGAUAUGUUAUCGGGGAGGAAAUAAUCAUCAAUGCAGAAAUAGAAAAUCUGUCCAACAAGAGAGUCAAGAAAUCCAAAGUGGUCCUGAUGCAGGAGGUGUUAUAUCAUGCUACCACCAAGACAAAACCUAAAACACAUGAUUAUGCCAAGCUGAAGCAUGGCGAGAUCAAACAGGGCGACACUGACUACUGGAAUGCCGAGCGGCUGGUGGUUCCACCUUUGACGCCGUCGUUCCUCAGGGGAUGCAAAAUCAUCGAUGUCAGAUACUUCUUGAUGCUUGAUGUAACUCCAGCGGGACCUAGCUCCGAUCUCGUCCUCUAUCUCAACGUAAUAAUUGGCAACAUUCCACGACAAGGCGUUGUCGCCCAACCUUCCGCAGUGGACCAACCGGCAGCUCACCAACCAUCGGGUAAAGGAGCUAGCAAAGGCUCUAAGAAAAGAUCUCGACCCCGAAGAGGGUCUGCAUACAUCACAGAGGAGUCACAACCCCUUGCUGAAGAACUAUCAUUAAAAAAUACAGAACUGUGAUGGCAUUGCCUGUUUCUGAUUUGAUGGCUGAUCUCAGCUAAUUUUGUUUAAAAGCUGCGAGUGAGCACAUCCACAGCGUGUGAGUGGAGCACCUAAUCUAAUGGCGACAUGGAGCCUGUGUAUGGCAGACACUAUGGCCAUUCGAGAUGCGUCAUCAAGAUCAACUCCACAUCACUCGGGGGCUUUGACUGCCAGUAUAACGGUCUGCACACAACAGAUCUAAAUCUGCAUGUUGACUUUUUGUGAGCAGAAUCGACACUACCUAUGGCAGCCAGGAAUCGACAGACUAGCGACGUGAAAGACACCAAAUUGCCAUAUGUGAUCACGCGAUCACAGCUAGUUAAAGUGAGCGUCCCUAUAGACGCUAUUGGAAACAUACUCAUCUGUCCUUGAAGUGGUAGAUAUUUAGGCGAAUAUAACUUCUGAUGUGUUCACGCUCAAGUCACUCAUACCGAGGGCCUAUUGUCGCUUUGAAUAACUCGGGACCCGUGAAGGUCCAGGUUAGAAUAUUGAUCUUCAGCAACCCAUGCUUGUCGUAAGAGGCGACUAACGGGAUCGGGUGGUCAGGCUC